AUGCGCAAGAAGAAGGCACGAGAGCCCAAGAAGAUCGCAAAGACGGCUCGAAAGCUUCGAGGAAUCAAAGCGAAGCUUUUCACGAAGAAGAGGUACUCUGAAAAGGCUACCAUGAAGAAGACAAUAAAGGCUCACCAGGAAAAGGAUGCAAAAACAAAAGAUGCUGAUGAGGUGAAACCUGGAGCGGUGCCGGCCUACCUGUUGGACAGAGAGCAGGUGCGAAGAACGAAGGUGCUCUCAAACAUGAUCAAGCAGAAAAGAAAGGAGAAGGCAGGCAAGUGGCAAGUGCCGAUCCCCAAGGUGAAAGCCAUGACAGAGGAUGAGAUGUUCAAAAUCCUUCGGUCGGGCAAGCGCAAGAAGAAGGCAUGGAAGCGUGUCGUAAACAAAGUCUCCUUUGUUGGCGAGAACUUCACGCGAAAGCCUCCGAAGUUUGAAAGAUACAUCCGCCCGGCGGCUUUGAGGUUCAAGAAAGCGCACGUGACUCAUCCAGAGCUGAAGAUGACAUUCUGUCUGGACAUAGUGAGCGUCAAGAAGAACCCGCAGUCUGCUCUUUACACCUCUCUUGGGGUCAUCACGAAAGGCACCAUCAUAGAGGUCAAUGUUUCUGAACUUGGCCUCGUAACUCAGACUGGGAAGGUCAUAUGGGCCAAGUAUGCACAGGUCACCAACAAUCCUGACAUCGACGGUUGCAUUAAUGCUUUGUUGCUUGUGUAG
Molecule: messenger RNA, 714 nt
Organism: Symbiodinium sp. CCMP2456
Lineage: Eukaryota; Dinophyceae; Suessiales; Symbiodiniaceae
Source: the annotation of a GenBank genome assembly